AUGUGGACUGGUGUGGACGUCCCAGUGUCUGUGCAGUCCAUGGUGUUGCUGCUGCACAGCCAGCACCAGUACAUCUUUGACUUUGACUCCGGGGACCGUCUGUCCGCGGUCACCAUGCCCAGCGUGGCUCGACACACCAUGCAGACCCUCCGAUCCAUAGGGUACUACAGGAACAUCUACAACCCCCCAGAGAGCAACGCCUCUGUGACUGUGGACUACUCUGAAGAUGGACAGCUCCUCCGAAUUGCCCAUCUAGGCACGGGCCGCCGUAUACUGUACAAAUAUCGCAGACAGAACAAGCUGGCAGAGAUCCUCUAUGACUCCACUCGGGUCAGUUUCACGUAUGAUGAGACAGCUGGUGUUCUUAAGACCGUCAACCUGCAGAGCGAAGGCUUCAUCUGCUCCAUCAGGUACCGGCAGAUCGGCCCUCUGGUCGACCGGCAAAUCUUCCGCUUCAGCGAGGACGGCAUGGUGAACGCUCGCUUCGACUACACGUACGACAACAGCUUCAGAGUGACCAGCAUGCAGGCUGUGAUCAACGAGACGCCGCUGCCCAUCGACCUGUAUCAGUUUGAUGAUAUAUCUGGGAAGGUGGAGCAGUUUGGGAAGUUUGGAGUCAUCUAUUAUGAUAUCAAUCAGAUCAUCUCCACAGCAGUGAUGACAUACACCAAACACUUCGACCAGCACGGCCGCAUCAAGGAGAUCCAGUAUGAGAUCUUCAGGUCUCUGAUGUACUGGAUCACCAUUCAGUACGACAACAUGGGCCGAGUCACCAAGCGGGAGAUCAAGAUUGGACCAUUUGCCAACACAACCAAAUAUGGAUACGAGUAUGACGUUGAUGGACAGCUACAGACGGUCUCCCUCAACGAGAAGAUGAUGUGGAGAUAUAAUUAUGACCUGAAUGGGAACCUGCAUUUGCUGAACCCGGGCAACAGUGGUCGUCUGACCCCGCUACGCUACGACCUGAGGGACAGAAUCACCCGUCUGGGAGAUGUUCAGUACCGGAUGGAUGAAGACGGCUUCCUGAGGCAGAGAGGAGCUGAGAUAUUUGAAUACAACUCCAAAGGGCUCCUAGUUCGUGUGUACAGUAAAGCGGCCAGCUGGACCAUCCAGUACCGGUAUGAUGGUCUUGGUCGGCGAGUGGCGUCCAGAAACAGUCUGGGCCAACACCUUCAGUUCUUCUACGCUGACCUGAACUACCCCACCAGGAUCACCCACGUCUACAACCACUCCAGCUCCGAGAUCACAUCCUUUUACUACGAUCUGCAGGGCCAUGUGUUUGCCAUGGAGAUCAGCAGUGGAGAGGAGUUCUACAUUGCCUGUGAUAACACUGGGACCCCGCUGGCUGUCUUCAGCAGCAAUGGACUAUUACUUAAACAGGUGCAGUACACGGCGUAUGGGGAGGUGUACUUUGAUUCCAACCCAGACUUUGUGUUGGUGAUUGGUUUCCACGGAGGUCUGUAUGAUCCUCUCACACGGCUGCUGCACUUCGGAGACAGAGACUACGACAUCCCUGCUGGAAGGUGGACCACUCCUGACAUCAGCACAUGGACACGUGUUGGUAAAGACCCCCAGCCCUUCAACCUCUACAUGUUCAGAGGCAACAACCCCAUCAGCAAGAUUCACCAGGUCAAAGAGUAUGUCACAGAUGUCAAUAUCUGGUUGGUUACGUUUGGAUUCCAUCUCCACAACGCAAUCCCAGGGUACCCCAUUCCUAAAUUUGACCUGACGCAGCCGUCACUGGAGAUGAAGAAGAGCCAGCUGUGGGACGACCUGCCUUCCAUCUCGGGGGUCCAGCAGGAGGUGACCCGUCAGUCUCAGGCCUUCCUGUCCUUUGAGCGGAUGCCAGAAAUCCAGCUGAGUCGGCGGCACUCAGACCACACCAAACCCUGGCUGUGGUUUGCCACCGUCAGGUCUCUGAUCGGCAGGGGAGUGAUGCUCGCUGUGAUCCAAGGCCGCGUGGUGACCAACGCCCUCAACAUUGCCAAUGAGGACUGCAUCAAGGUGGCUGCAGUCUUAAACAACGCCUUCUACCUUGAAGACCUGCACUACACCGUGGAGGGCCGGGACACACACUACUUCAUCAAGACCAGCCUGCCGGAGAACGACCUCAGCGCACUGCGGCUCACAUCAGGCAGGAAGUCGCUGGAGAACGGUGUGAAUGUCACGGUGUCGCAGUCCACCACGGUGAUGAACGGGAGGACGCGGCGCUUUGCUGACGUGGAGCUGCAGUACGGCUCUCUGGUGCUCCACGUGCGCUACGGCACCACGCUGGACGAGGAGAAGGCUCGGAUCCUGGAGCAGGCCCGGCAGAGGGCGCUGUCGAGCGCCUGGGCCCGCGAGCAACAGCGGGUCAGAGACGGAGAGGAGGGGGUCCGGCUGUGGACGGAGGGAGAGAAACGGCAGCUGCUGAGCAGCGGGAAGGUUUUAGGGUUCGACGGAUACUACGUGUUGUCCAUAGAGCAGUACCCUGAGCUAGCUGACAGUGCUAACAACAUGCAGUUCCUACGGCAGAGUGAGAUAGGGAGGAGGUAACACGGCUCACAAUGUCUCAUUUCUACCCCACUAUGACUGUCAGACUAACAAAAAGUGAAAAGAAAGGAUUUAUAGUGAAGAUCAUUAUGGAACAUAAUGAAACUACAGAUGUGAUGGUUUAAAACUGUCGUCAUGAGGCUGCAGGAAAGUUCAGUCUUUUGCCUUUUCCCUCUUUCUUUUUAUUUCUAAAUUUUCUUUCUUUUUAUCCGUCGCCCUGUUGUCUGCCUUUAAACAGCCUGCACGCAUGCCCCUCCCCCUCUCUCUGGUAGGCGGGACUAACCUGAUUCAUAUAAUCGUGUGCGUCUAGCUGUGAACCUGUGGGAUGUCGAGACUUGUUUAAUUAGCCAACAGAGCAUUUCCACAGCCGUCACAGCUAGGUGAGCUCUAAGCAUUUAGACAGUUGUAACUGUCAGCAGUCCGCAGAACAAUGUGCUCGCUCACAGAUGUUGCAGGCUUCUCAUCUGUGAGCCGUCCAUGGGUUAAUGACCUCUGUGAGCCGUGUCUACAGGAUCUCUUGUUCCAUGGCUGAAGGAGCUGGAACUGCUGUUGAACUGAUGUGGACUCUCUAAGACAGACUGGCACAAAAAAAAGACUACAAUUUGUACGAAGGAGACUUAUUUUCUGUUUGGAUUUUUGUUUUGUUUUUAUAUAUUAACUUGCAUUUGCUUCAGACAAAAAGGGGAUUCAAAAAUGAACAAAAAAUGUUUACAUACUAUUACCUAUACCACUAUUACUACUCUUAUUACACCACCAUCACCGCCACCACUGGAAUGGACCAUGAUCUGAACUGAACAAAACUUUAAGUUGUGUUUUUGUUUCCUCCUUAUCUAUUAUCUAUUGGUCAGUUUGAACCACUCCUUCUCAUCCCCUGUCCUCUUACAAAGUCUAUAAAAAUGUACAGUUUCAGACUACAAUCAGCAGCGGUCUAUGAGGAAACAGGGCCAGCUCGGCUGUUUCUGAUUAGUUGUGGACCCUCAGUCGGGGGUCCUUCACUUCUGCAGAAUGGGACUCAGCCUCAUAAUGCAUCGACCUUGUGCUUUUAUCGGUCAAAGGUAGUAGUAAUGCUUGCAAUAGAAACAUGUUAUCAUGGCUUUGGGGGAGGGUUGCUGUGAGUAGGAACUAAGUGUUGCUUCUCUCCUCGUUUUUGCUGGUUUCUCCUUAAAGGGACAGUGCAUUGCCAUCAGUGACUUUAAUGAGUAACAGUGAUAGAUCAAAAAUCGAUGUGGAUGUUUUCUCAUUGAUUGUGGGUCUCUCUACUCUUAUCUGGAGUUUUCUUUGUGUGUAUGUGUGUUUACAAGGUUGGGACGGCAUCUUUAAUAAUUUUAAAGGAAAGAACAGGAACUUCACGCAGCGUUAACGUCAUAUGCCACCAAUCUUUUUUCAAGACAAGUUGAAAAUGUUUUUUAUUUUAAAGCUUGAGAAAUUCCACUUAUCCGUGCAUCAAUAUUAGUCUCAGAGAAAGUAAUUUAUGUACAGUGUUUCUACGGUAAAGAAUAAAAUUCCUUGAAACUACAA
This is a messenger RNA of Notothenia coriiceps (black rockcod), 4050 nucleotides long. RefSeq names its product teneurin-3-like. The record is from RefSeq and is a predicted model, not a curated record. Gene Ontology annotation, cellular component: neuron projection. Gene Ontology annotation, biological process: heterophilic cell-cell adhesion; neuron development. Gene Ontology annotation, molecular function: protein homodimerization activity; protein heterodimerization activity; cell adhesion molecule binding. The coding region runs from base 1 to 2535 and encodes 844 amino acids. The transcript is spliced from 12 exons. NCBI's taxonomy places the organism in Eukaryota, Metazoa, Chordata, Actinopteri, Perciformes, Nototheniidae.